AUGGAGAUUGUUUUUCAGUUUACCUCAAGCACUCAUGAUGAUCAAAAUCUUGAAUCUGAUGGGGAUUCCUUGAUUAGCAGUCCAACACUGCAACAUUUGGAAGAAGAUAUCGUGCACGGGCUUGAUGAUGACCUGGAGAUAAUAGUUGAAAAACUGACAGGACACUAUCAUUUUGACAUUCGUGUUUGGAUUACAACAUCUCAAGAAUAUGGAAGAAGAAAUGUGUUGUUAGAAGCUUUACAUUGCAUUUCAAAGCAAACAAAUAUUGACAUCGAAAAAGAUUAUAAUGUGAAGGAUGACAAUGAGUUAGCCGACCUGGUGCAAAAAAGCCUAAAGGGUCGAAGAUACCUUGUUGUUGUUGAUGAUAUUUGGAGUACGGAUGUUUGGGAUACCAUAAGAGGUAUUUUUCCUGAUUACAACCGUAGGAGUCGAAUCUUAUUGACUACUAGGGAAACAAGGUAG
Molecule: messenger RNA, 462 nt
Organism: Solanum pennellii
Lineage: Eukaryota; Viridiplantae; Streptophyta; Magnoliopsida; Solanales; Solanaceae
Product: putative late blight resistance protein homolog R1A-3
Exons: 2
Coding region: 1-462 (153 amino acids)
Molecular function (GO): ADP binding
Source: RefSeq, a predicted model, not a curated record